AUGCCUCGUCGCAAGUUCAUCGACAAGAAGACCGCCAUCAACUACAGACUCGUCCAUCGCGCCCAGAAUGACCCCCGAAUCCACGAUGAGGAUGCACCGCAAAUGGUCUUCGCCGAGACCGGCGCCGCGAACAUGCGCGAGGACUCUGAGCCAGCGGGUAGUUCACGAGCAUCACAGUACUCGGCAGCCACAGGCCGGAGCAAGAUCAAGUCACGGAGGGAACUAGAGAGCGAAUACGAAGCCAAAGUGCGUGAGAAUGAGGGAGAGGCUGCCAACUAUGGCGUCUACUACGACGACACCGAGUACGAUUAUAUGCAGCAUUUGCGCGAUCUGGGCAGCGGUGGGGGAGAGGCAUACUUCGUCGAAGCACCAGCCGAAAAGAAGAAGGGCAAGCAAAAGCUAGAUUUGGCAGACGCGCUACGAAAUGUAUCGCUUGACGACCGAAAGAGCGAGGCGGGACUCAGUAUCAGCAGUAAUAUCAGCAGCGUGAGCGACGUCUUCGGCGAGGACAUGGCGCCCUCAGAAUUCGUGCGCAAAACCACAUAUCAAGACCAGCAAAACAUCCCAGACGCAAUCGCCGGUUUCCAGCCAGACAUGGAUCCGCGGUUACGAGAGGUCCUCGAAGCGCUGGAGGAUGAUGCGUACGUCGACGACGAGGACGACAUCUUCGCCGCGCUCGCAGAAGACGGGUACGAAGUCGAUCAGCGCGAGUGGGACGACACAUACGAUGUUGAGGAUCGUAACGCCGUGGAUCGCUUCCUCGACGAAGAAGACGAGGGCUGGGAAUCAGACGACACGAUCAAAGCCUCGUCGCCGAAGCCCAAAGCCGCGCCCACAGAUCCAGACUCGCUGCCUGCACCCAACGAAGCACCCGCCGCGGCUGAAGAAGGCGACCUCGCGUAUCUCGAGGAGUUUAAGAAAUUCAAGAAUGAUGUGAAGGCGGGGAAGACGGCUAAGCCCACCGCGCCCUCGGGCAUGGAGUCAAGUAUCAUAACGGGAGCAUCGGCGCUCACCGCCGGCGGCCGCAAGAAAAAACGCAAAGGCGCCAUGACAUCUACAUCCGGCUACUCCAUGUCGUCCUCGGCCCUGCACCGCACCGAAGGUCUCACCCUACUCGACCAGCGGUUCGACAAGAUCGAAGAAGACUAUGCUGACGACGGCUUCGGCGACUUCCCGGACGACGCGAGUAUGGUGUCUGGAAUGAGCAAGAUGUCAGGCAUGUCAAAGAUGAGCGGCAUGAGUCAGUGGUCGAGCAGCGAAGCGCCAGAGCUGCGAAGCGAUUUCGACAACAUCAUGGACGAUUUCUUGGGGAAUCAUCAUGUGGCGGGGAAGAGGAGGGUGAAGAAGGGCAAGCAGCAGACGGGCUUGGAGCAGUUGGAUGAAGUGAGACAGGGGCUUGGGCCCGCAAGGGUGAGCAGGCCCAAGACACAGGCUACGUUUGUUUGA
Parastagonospora nodorum SN15 is the source of this 1446-nucleotide messenger RNA. RefSeq lists its product as hypothetical. NCBI's taxonomy places the organism in Eukaryota, Fungi, Ascomycota, Dothideomycetes, Pleosporales, Phaeosphaeriaceae. Gene Ontology annotation, biological process: ribosomal small subunit biogenesis; ribosomal small subunit export from nucleus. The transcript has 2 exons. The record is from RefSeq and is a predicted model, not a curated record. Gene Ontology annotation, cellular component: nucleus; preribosome, small subunit precursor; cytosol. The coding region runs from base 1 to 1446 and encodes 481 amino acids.